CUGUGCCUGGUCCGAGAGGGAGAGCCGCGAGCCUCGUCGGUCCCUGCUCCCGUCUGUCGUGCCUUUGCGUGCCGGCCGAAGCAUCCUCCGCUCUCCUCCACCCCCCCGGAGACAGGGGGUGAGUUCGUCCUGUGCAGCGCCGUGCACCUCCGGCCCCACCAUGGCCAAGCGAGCUGACUGUGGCCUGCAAGUCGACUACGUUUUCCGGGGAAUGGAGCACGUUGUCCGGAUGACGACGGAAGGGACCCUUCUGGAGGUGGAGGUGGAAGACCGGCUCACCACGGACCAGUGGCGGGGCGAGUUUGAUGCUGCUUUUAUCGAGGACCUCACCCACAAGACGGGGAAUUUCAAGCAGUUUGGGAUCUUCUGCAGCAUGCUGGAGUCAGCCCUGGCCCAGAGCAGUGAGUCCGUCACGCUGGAUCUCCUCACCUAUGCAGACCUGGAGGCGCUGAGGAACAGGAAGAUCGGGGUGGGGCCCCGACAUCCGUCAGCCCCCAAAAGCUCCCUGUUGAACUCCAAGCGCUACCUCAUCCUGAUCUACUCGGUGGAAUUUGACAGGAUCCAUUACCCGCUGCCGCUGCCCUACGCAGGAAAGCCCGAUCCGGUGGUUCUGCAGAAGGUGAUCCGGGAGCUGAAGGAGGAAUUGGCCAUGUUGAAGGCCAAGCCGGGCAAGGACUUCCGGGACGUCGAGAUCCGCCGGCUGCGGGAGGAGCUGCAGCGCGCUCUGGAGGAGAAGCAGUCGCUGGAGACGGCCCUGCUGAACUCGCAGGAGGAGCUCAAACUGGCUGCCAAGAGUAGCGGCUUUAAAGAAGCGAAGAUUCUGAAGAAGGUGGUGCAGAGGCUGGAAGAGGAGCUGACGAAGGAAAGGGCCAAGCACCAGCGCCUCGCCACCAGGCGUCUGCAGGAGAGCCGGCAGCUGGCUGAUGAGCUUGCUGAAGUGAAAGCAACCGAGAGGAGCCUCCGGAUCCGUGUGAAGAACCUAACCAAUGAGCUGGUUUUGUACAAAAAGGGGCACUUCACACCCACUGGAUCUUUUCUCUCAAACCCCUCUCGCCAUUUCUCCCACCCUGCCCUGAACCGAACUGGUGCCACAAAGCGAGAUGGGCGACGCUCCACCUCUGGGGAACGCCCCAAUUCACAGGAGCGCAGCAGGCCCUGGGGAAGCAACCGGCAGCGGUCCACGUCCCGGGAAGGUUGCAGCGGGAGCCAAGGACGUGUCUCCCGGCAGUCUCCAUCUCCGACAGGUGUCCGGGCGCCUCGCUUUGAUCCUACGGCCUUCGUGAAGGCCAGGGAACAGAAGCAAAAGGAGAUUGAGCAGAAAAACAAGCGGCGUCUCCAGCGGGGAAUGGGAGACACCCCUCCCAGCGGAUGGUACCACCACACCCAACUCAGGGGCCCUUCAGCCCUGCCUGGCAGCAGCCUGGAGAAGCCACGGGGCCGCAGCUCUUCAGUGGAAAGCUUCCGCAGCAGACGCACCUCUGCCAGCUCAGGGAGCGAAAUGGAGGAAUAUUCGGAACCUGUUGCAUCAAGAGGCAGGAAGCGACUAGCCAGGAGCAGGAAACCCUUCAGUUCUUCAUCUUGGAACGGCCCCACCGUGGGUCCCCACGUGGACAACGGUCGCAAAAAACGCUUGUCAAGCACCCCAGAUACAGGCAAAGCCGGGGGUAAAGGGAAUCUGCACGAUGAGCCGUCAGCGGACCUCUCCGAGAUUGAUGCCCGGCUGCAGGCGCUGCAGGAGUACAUGAAUAAGCUGGAGACCAGGACGUAGCCUGAGCGAGGGAGCCAGCGCCCAAGCCUGUGUCGUUCCUCGCCUAGCGAGACCAGACCCAAAUAUACCAGGUGUCCUUUCCCACCCCCCCCUGGUUUUGCGUCUUCCUUCCACUGCUUCGUCCUCAAACGGGAGGGCAGAGAGAAGUGGGGUGGGAGUGGCAAUCGUGGGAGGUUCCGGUGAUGAAAUGCUCCCUAAGGAUUUCUAAGGACGAUUUCAUCAAAGAUUUCCAAGAACACCCUAAGAAUGCGCAACGCCGGCCUUGUCUUGCAUAAGGGGGGGAGGGGGUCUUGAAAGCAUCUGCCCUCUUCCAGAGCCUUUAGGGUCGCAGGAUGGGAUGCGCUGCAUGAAGCAUGGGGGAGGCUGGGGGCCCCUGCAGCUUUGCCCUUCAAAAGGAGAUGCAGCAGCACCAUUCUUGUCCCUCCUGAAAUUGCUGCCGCUUAAAAAAAUAAAAUCCCAUCCAGAUUGCCACCUCCGUACAAGAUGCAACCUUUUUCUGAGCCUUCCACCCGCCCCAGAGAAUUCAUUUCACUAAAUUUGGCCUCUCUGCCAGCUGUUUUCCAGCACAGCAACCCUGAAUAAUAAGUUUUCAAUCUGUUCCUGGAGAACACCGCCCCCCCACACACACACACACCAGCCUGGAUAUAAGGCAGACUUCCCCAAGCUGGUCCCUUCCUGACAGUCGGCAAUUCCCUCUUUUAUCCCCCCCUUGCACGGGGUUAGUGGGAAUUGUAGUUCCAGCACACCUGGGGGGAGGCCGAAUGAGGAAACGCUGCUAUAGGGCUAGGAGUUUUUACCUCAAGUGGACAGCAGGUAGAGUGUGAAUAGAUUCAGGCUGAGCCUUCCUACCGCCCAGAGCAGAUGGAAGAUCACCUGCUGCUUAGAAAUCAGCCACAUUGUUCUGGUGCAGCAGCCGCUUGGGAGAAGCUGAGCUGGCAGCAGCAGCAGUCCUAGCGACUAAAAAUAAAGGAAAAUUAAGGCCUAGUUAAAGCUCCGUGUUUCCCAGUUGAUGUGGCCAAUUUUGACCGCUCUGCUCAGCCCGGUUCCUUCGGGUAAGCCACUGGGGCUAUGACUGGGCUGCUCUUUUGCUGGCUGGAUCAGGAGCGGAUACAUGAUACGCCUGGACAGUUCCUGGAAUGUCUUUGGCCCCACUUCCCUGAAAUGGUGACCAUCUAUUUCUUUGCGUCUGUGCUGUGAUAUGCUGUGAUUUUUU
Candoia aspera is the source of this 2981-nucleotide messenger RNA. RefSeq names its product coiled-coil domain containing 61 (gene CCDC61). Gene Ontology annotation, cellular component: centrosome. Bases 161 to 1768 code for a protein of 535 amino acids. The record is from RefSeq and is a predicted model, not a curated record. NCBI's taxonomy places the organism in Eukaryota, Metazoa, Chordata, Lepidosauria, Squamata, Candoiidae. The transcript is spliced from 13 exons.